AUGGAGCAGGAUGAUGAGGCACCACCACCUGCAGAGCCGCCAGCAGCCCCUCCAGCAGAGCCGGAGGAGGAAGACAUCACGAGCUACAGGCCGGGUGACACCGUCAUGACCAUCCGCAAGCGAAUACGAGAGGCUCGCAAGGUGCAGCUGCUGAAGGAGCAGCGCGAGAUGCAGGAGAUGCGCGCCAAGUCGCCGCUCCACUCGAGGAUGCCGCUGGUGCCAGAAGCAAAGGUCACAGAGGCGGAGGCGCAUGAGCUAGCUCAAGAAGAUCAAGGUGCUGGCAUGAGCAAUGGCAGGCGGCCGCUCCAGAAGGUGGAGGGCUUCCACAAAGACCUCAUACGGAAAGAGGUGUGGCGGCAGAAGUUCAACUACCUCUUCCGGAAGAUGCUGGCCGGAGUCGACAAUGAGCUGAUCAACGACCGGAAGAAUCGCAGGUUGUCUCUACAGCAGCAACGAGGCCGGGAGGAGGAAGACGCUGAGGCUCGACGUCAACGAGUGGCUGCAGGACUCCAGGAAACCGUCGAGCGCGAUCUGACCAAGCUUCGGAGGGCUUCAGGUGCCGGGUCUCUGGACAUGGCGCGAAUCGCGCAGAUAGCCAUGGCCCAGGAAGUGGAAACAGAAGACGCCGACGCUGGCGAGACCGAAACGGAGGAGGGGUCCGGGCCCGUGGCGAUCCUGGAUGAAGUGGUGGAAGUGAUGGACACUCCGAAGCCACCGAAGCCGUUGAGAUGGCGGAGGACCGGCCCCUUGCGGCCUAAAGCCGCAGUGGCGCUGCCUCCGCCGGUGAACCGGGAGGUCAAGAAGCCAGGAGUGAGUGAAGGCCGUGAAGGGGGUCGUCGGAAGCGUGGCAUAGCAGGCCUGCUUCAGCCGAGCACCUCGCUCCCAGUGUUGCGCACCACACCAGAUUUAGUUGGUGUGCGUGAUGAAUACUAUGAGGGUGAUGAGCUGUUUAUGCACGAGGACGUGCUCUACAGUUCCAAUCCUCGGCUUUUCCCUCUACGUGAAGGUCGUAAACCCUUCCCCACCGUGAAGCUGACUCUGCCGAACUUUGACCUCUUCAACCUCGAGUGA
Molecule: messenger RNA, 1071 nt
Organism: Durusdinium trenchii
Lineage: Eukaryota; Dinophyceae; Suessiales; Symbiodiniaceae
Source: the annotation of a GenBank genome assembly